GUGUGUGAGAAAGAAGAAGAGCAAGAGGAAGAAGAAGUAGUAGAAGAAGAAAGGACCACUAUUGUCUGUCAUUUCAAUUCAUGGACAUGCAAUACACCUGCUAUUAUAUCUAAACCAAGUCAUGGAUGACCUACAUUUUUCUCCUGCAAUUUCAAACUGAUGUGAGAAGUGAGAAACUUGUAUUUACAGGUUACCAUUCAGGAUGGACAGCCAGAACCAAUACUGUGUGUCCCGGCCCAUAUACUCCACCCGCGCCUUCGAACACGUCAAUGAGAAGCAAGUCCGGGAGACUAAAACCAUUAAAGAGAGGCUCAGGAACUCUGUCAAAUGUUCUCCUAAACUAAUCCCACAGAUAAUUAAGAAGUUUUUUCCAAUUCUUAAUUGGCUCCCGAUAUAUCAGCUGAAGCAAUGGCUUCCUGGUGAUAUAGUAGCAGGAGUCACCACCGGAAUGGUUUGUGCUCUACAAGGCUUGGCAUACUCACUGCUAGUUGGUGUUCCACCAGUGUAUGGACUCUAUGCUGCUUUCUUCCCAAUUCUCACCUACUUCAUUCUGGGCACUUCAAGACAUCUAUCUGUGGGUCCUUUUCCAGUCACCUGUCUAAUGCAGGGAGCUGUGGUGUUAAGUCUUGCUCCUGAUGAGCUGUUCUUGUAUCACGGCAACACAACAGGUGUAAAUGGGACAGCAACGUUGGUGGUGAAUACAACAGCAAGGGAUGCCACGAGAAUCUCAAUAGCGACCUCAAUGACCGUGCUAAUAGGACUGUUUCAGUUUGGCAUGGGUGUGGUCCAGGUGGGCUUCCUGGUGCGAUACUUGUCUGACCCACUGGUAGGAGGCUUCACUACAGCAGCAGCUUUGCAAGUCGUCGUCUCCCAACUAAAACUGAUCUUUAACGUUCCUACAAACAACUACAAUGGCAUUCUGUCCCUCUUUUAUACUAUCGGUGACAUAUUUAAAAACAUCAAGCAAACCAACAUGGUUGACCUUAUCGCUGCAGUGCUGACCAUCAUUGUGGUGAUGCUUGUAAAAGAGUUCAACACCAAAUUUCAGAAAAAACUUCCAGUGCCUAUCCCCAUUGAAGUGAUUGUGACCAUCAUUGAUUCAGGCGUGUCUUAUGCAAUGGACCUCAGCACCAAUUAUGGCGCUGGCAUUGUUCGCACCAUCCCAAGAGGGUUUAUUCCACCCCGGUCACCAGACGUGUCACUCUUUAGCAGUUUUGGGGGCCCUAGUUUUUCCACGGGAGUGGUGUCUUAUGCCAUAGCAAUAUCAGUAGCUAAAGUCUAUGCUGCAAAACAUGAACUCAUAGUUGAUGGCAAUCAGGAGCUGAUAGCCUUUGGUAUCAGCAACAUUUUCUGUGGCUGUUUCUCAGGAUUUGUGGCCACUACUGCACUGUCACGCACAGCAAUUCAGGAGAGCACAGGAGGGAAAACUCAGGUGGCAGGGAUAAUAUCAGCUCUGAUGGUGCUGAUAGUGAUUGUGGCUGUUGGGCCUCUGCUUCAGCCUCUACAGAAGUCAGUGCUGGGGGCCAUUAUUGUUGCCAAUCUGAAAGGAAUGUUCAUGCAGGUGCAUGAUGUGCCCAUACUGUGGAGGAAGAACAAGACUGACUGCUGUAUUUGGGUGUUAACAUGUCUUGCCUGCAUCUUCCUGGGACUGGAUGUGGGAUUGCUGACUGGCGUAAUAUUUGAGCUGGGCACUGUGGUUAUUAGGACGCAGUUUCCCACCUGCUCAACACUUGGAAAUGUUCCCAGCACAGAAAUCUAUAAAAAUAUGAAAGACUACAAAAAUAUUAUUGAGUGUCCUGGAGUGAAGGUUUUCAAAUGCGCAGCACCAAUAUAUUUUGCCAACAUUGAAUACCUCAGAGACCAGAUAAAACAUACAGUGGGAUUUAAUGCAGUGCGGGUAUUUAAGAAAAGGAACAAAGCACUAAAGAAGAUUCACCAGUUAAUUAAAAAAGGGAAACUGAAAGUCACUGAGAACGGGUUGGUGCCAGUGGCCCCUCUGGGUGUGGACAAUGAGGCAUUUGAGAGAGAGCGGGACCCUGAACAAGUGGAAGGUGGGGCUCAGCAGGAAGUCAAUGGUGGGGCUCGUCCAGCAGCGGAAGUGGAGGUACAAGUGGACUGGAGUUCCACACUGCCUGUCAGUGUGAGAAUCCCUAAAGUCAACAUCCACAGCUUGGUGAUGGAUUUCACUGCUGUCUCCUUCCUGGACGUGAUGGCUGCAAAGUCUCUAAAACUGAUCAUAAAGGAAUUUAUGCGCAUUGGAGUCAACGUGUACCUUGCAGGCUGUGAUGAUGAGAUCAUCAUGAAGAUGGAGUCCAUGGGUUUCUUUGAUGAGGUGGUGAACAGAGGCAUGCUCUUCAUCUCUGUUCAUGAUGCCAUUCUCUACAUCAAAAUGGAAACUGACAGUGAGAAUUCAGAUGACUCAAUGGCAGAGAAGAUUUCACAGAUGCAGGAUGACAAAGCACCACCACCUUUCACAGAAGAUGAAGACUUGAUUGAGACCUACGACAACCAGCACUUGGCUAUCCAUGGACUCUCAAGCUGAGCCUCAAUCCCAUUUCCCUUGUAGAAAAGAAUUCUUUAGAGGGCACAUGCAGCCUGAAGGAGCUUCAUCGUCUUCAAUGUGAUUAUCUUCAGUCAACACUAAGAACCUGAGCUACAUAUUAAUUUAGCACUAGUUAAGCCCUAGACUGAGAUUUUUGAAGGAGAAUCUCUAUUAACCGGUGAUAUUUAUUCCAAAAUGAGGCUUAAUGUGCUUUAACAGCAAAUUAAGGAUAAAGAUGAAUCUCGUUUAUGUCUGUUUCAGUCCGCAUACAUAUUUAUAUCAAUGACAGGUCAGAUGUUUCUGAGAGUGUCACUCAUUUCACUGAUGCUGUUUUAAAAGCAAGAAAAUAUUCUAGUGGUAACCAAGUACAAUGAAUGAAUGAAUUAAUUGGUUUAUUUAUUACACAAUGUGUAGCACUUAAAAUUUGCACUACCCCACCUCCUAGAAUACGUAACAUUACCAAACAUAACUCAUGCUGUAAGACGUUCUAAGACAUUGACUUGGGAAUUAUUUCUGUGCAGGUGUUAUUGAUUUCCUGAGGUUUUCAACAGGAGCAAUAUGGUACACAGCCAAACUCACUUCUGGGCUUCUUAUUGACAAUUUACUUAUAUUUGCUGUUCUUCUGAAUAGACUUGCAAUCAAUUUACUACACUUACAGUUCACAAGAUUACACUUGUGGCUUGUUAACCUGGUUAACAUUUUGCUUUCUUGUUGUGUAGCGCUUUAACGUCCUGAUAUGAACAUAUAUCCCUGCCUGUCGUACUUUUUCAUCUUCGUAGGAUCUCAUAUGAAAUUAAGACUUGGUUCAACAUAUUAAGCAUAAGCAAGCCUGAUUUUAAGCCAAAAAAGCAGUUUUUCUUUUAAAACUAAAUUAUUUUACUUAUCUAUGUAUAAAGUGCUGUUGCUCUUAGUGUCUAUAUUUUGUAAUUAUAUUGUAAUUAUACUACAUUGUAAUAUUGAUAUAUUGUAUUAUGUUUUUCUUGUUAUGUAUUCUUAUCUAAAUACAUUGUAUGUCUGCAAA
Pygocentrus nattereri (red-bellied piranha) is the source of this 3563-nucleotide messenger RNA. Its product is annotated as pendrin-like. Gene Ontology annotation, cellular component: membrane. Gene Ontology annotation, molecular function: oxalate transmembrane transporter activity; secondary active sulfate transmembrane transporter activity; chloride transmembrane transporter activity. Gene Ontology annotation, biological process: transmembrane transport. The transcript is spliced from 21 exons. NCBI's taxonomy places the organism in Eukaryota, Metazoa, Chordata, Actinopteri, Characiformes, Serrasalmidae. The record is from RefSeq and is a predicted model, not a curated record. Bases 203 to 2542 code for a protein of 779 amino acids.